UGAGUUUUGUAACUUACACAAGGCUUCUAAAUCGGAGGAAUCGUGUUAGUCUCAAAUUUAUCUUCAGGACGAUCCUCGUGACCUUCAGCCUCGUUUCCGGCCGAUUCAGACACUGGGAAAGUGCAAAGAGGCUGUUAAGGUGUUGUCCAUGUUGGCACGGAGGCUACUCAUUCGGCCUCAUAUUUUGCCAUUCAGCCACUCACGAGCCUCUAGUGGCCUCACGCGACACAAAUAUGAUGUCAUCGUGGUGGGAGGGGGCCACGCAGGCACGGAGGCGGCGGCGGCGGCUGCUCGAGUAGGGGCAGAAACUCUGCUCAUCACGCAGAAGAUCCAAACCAUCGGCGCCCUGUCCUGUAACCCUUCCCUGGGCGGGGUGGGGAAGGGGCAGCUGGUGAGGGAGGUGGAUGCCCUGGACGGCCUGAUGGGGAGGGCAGGAGACUGGGCGGGGGUGCACUUCUCCAUGCUGAACCACAGCAAAGGGCCCGCUGUGUGGGGCCCCCGGGCCCAGCUGGACCGCAGACGGUACCGCGAGUUCAUCCAGUCUGAGCUGCUGUCCUUACCCAGGCUGACUGUAGUGGAGGGAUCGGUGGAGAAGAUGCUGGUGUCUGAACCUCAUCCAGACAAGCCAGGAAAACACAGAGUAACUGGAGUACGCAUGGCUGGCAUGGACGAGGCCAUCCUCUGCAGCUCCGUGGUUCUCACCACAGGCACCUUCCUCUCCGGCUCCCUCUUCAUGGGUCAGACCACUUCUCCCGGAGGGAGGAUGGGGGACCCCCCGUCCUGCGCUGGUCUCUCCCACACCCUGAGGGAGGUGCUGGGGCUCACCGUGGGUCGCCUCCGCACCGGCACCCCUCCCAGGAUCGUCAAGGAGACGGUUGACCUGUCCCUCGCCACCGUCCAGCCCCCAGACCAGCGGCCCACGCCCUUCAGCUACAUCAACACACGCACCCGCUGUCCGCCUGAGGAGCAGCUGCCAUGUUACCUGACCCACACCACACCGGGGGUGGAGAGGGUGGUGAGAGAGAGCCUCCACCUCAACUGUCACAUUCAGGAAGACGCCAAAGGCCCCAGGUACUGCCCCUCCAUUGAGUCUCGGGUGAUGCGGUUUCCGGGGCGACGACAUCAGGUGUGGCUGGAGCCUGAGGGCUUGACCUCUGACCUCUUAUAUCCUCAGGGCCUCUCCAUGACGAUGCCCCCUGAUGUCCAGCUCCGCCUCCUCAGAGAGAUCCCCGCCCUUAGGAAGGCGGAGAUGCGGACACCAGGUUAUGGAGUGCAGUAUGACUUUGUGUGCCCAACACAGCUGUUCCCUUCACUGCAGUUGAAGAACACUCAGGGGCUCUUCCUUGCUGGGCAGAUCAACGGAACCACUGGUUAUGAGGAGGCCGCAGCACAGGGACUGUGGGCGGGAGUCAACGCUGGUCGGUUAGCCGCCUCUCUGCCGCUCCUCUCUCUCUCGCGCACGGAGAGCUACAUCGGGGUUCUGAUCGACGACCUGGUCAGUCGCGGCGUGACCGAGCCGUACCGCAUGUUCACCAGCCGAGCCGAGUUUAGAACCUCCCUGAGACCCGAUAAUGCAGACCUCAGACUCACACCCAAAGGUUUCGAGGAGGCGGGCUGUGUAUCGGCGGAGCGGUACGGAGAGGCGCUGAGGGUGCGGGAGGGGCUGAAGGGGGGGCUGGCGGCCCUUCAGUCGGUCUGCAUGUCUUCCACCCGCUGGAGAGAGAGGAUGGCACUCACCUGCAUCAGCGAGACCAAGAGCGCGGCCAUGAGUGCUGAGGACAUCUUGAAGUAUAAAGAUAUCUCCUUUGAGAUGUUGGCCUCUGCCAUCCCUGAAGUCUUUUCUCCAUAUUUGGAGUUUGCACACAGACUGAAGAUUGAGGUCCUGUACUACUCUCACUGUGAGAGGCAGAAGAGAGAGAUGGGCAGAAUACAGGAGGAAGAGAGUCUGCUGCUGCCUCAGGACCUUGACUACCUCUCCCUUCCGGCUUCUCUCUCCCAGGAGGUGCGAGAGAUACUAGACAGGGUCCGACCGGACACAUUGGGGGCGGCGACUCGUUUGCCUGGAAUGACCCCAGCUGCCAUAGUACAUCUGCUGAACUAUGUGACAAAAGCGCCACGCAGAGGCAGAAAUGCAGACAGAGGAUCUACGGACUCGGCCAAAACAAACGUGGAGCAAAGGAAUGAGAGGAAACGCACAACAAACCAACAUAGUAUCGCUACAGUGAUGUGAAAGUAAAACUAUGUAGUGUAUACGUAUUUAUUUCAAGUAUGCAUUUAUUUAAUAAAGAAACUUUUUUUGCA
This is a messenger RNA of Clupea harengus (Atlantic herring), 2301 nucleotides long. RefSeq names its product mitochondrial tRNA translation optimization 1 (gene mto1). NCBI's taxonomy places the organism in Eukaryota, Metazoa, Chordata, Actinopteri, Clupeiformes, Clupeidae. Gene Ontology annotation, cellular component: cytosol. The record is from RefSeq and is a predicted model, not a curated record. Gene Ontology annotation, molecular function: flavin adenine dinucleotide binding. Gene Ontology annotation, biological process: tRNA wobble uridine modification; tRNA methylation.